AUGUCUGAAAGAAAGGGUCACACUAGAAUGCACAGCGCCACAUCAUUCAUUGAUGUUACCAAGGGAUAUAACCCAAGAACAUCACUGACGCAAGAACAAAAUGAAAUUUUAAACGAUUUUAUCAAGAAAAUCGAUUAUGAUAGUUUAACCGAUAGAGAACGUAAAUAUCUUGAUGAACCAUCACUUUUACGUUUCCUCAGAGCAAGAGACUAUGAUUUAAACAAGGCAGAAAAGUUAAUGAACAGCUGUCUUGAAUGGAGAAGAACAUUUAAACCAGAUGAAAUUACUGCCAAAGAAUUGGAAGAUGAAUCAUCAUCAGGAAAACUCUUCCAAAGAGGAUUUGAUAAGAAUAAUAGACCAAUUAUAUACAUGUUCCCUGCUAGAGAAAAUUCUACUGACUAUGAAAAGAAUAUUAAAUUAUUGGUAUAUACUAUGGAAAGAGCAGUUGAUGCAAUGCCAGAAGGUGUUGAACAAAUGACUUGGAUCAUUGACUUUAACGGCUAUACUACAAGAAACGCUCCACCAUUUUCUGUUGCCAAACAAACUUUAAGCAUUUUGAACGAAUGUUACCCAGAAAGACUUGGUGCUUGUUUUAUGGUUGAUACACCUUUCAUCUUUAAUAUUUUCUGGAGAGCAAUUUCUCCAUUCAUUAAUCCAGUUACAAAGAAUAAGAUUCACUUUGUGAAUGGUAAGGAAAGCGAAAAGGCCAAGAUUUUUGGAAAACACAUUGAUCUUGCACAAAUUGAUACAACUUGGGGUGGUACUUCAACAUUUGUCUUUGAACAUUCAGACUUUUGGGGUAAC
This is a messenger RNA of Naegleria gruberi, 804 nucleotides long. RefSeq lists its product as uncharacterized. NCBI's taxonomy places the organism in Eukaryota, Heterolobosea, Eutetramitea, Acrasida, Naegleriidae. The transcript has 2 exons. Gene Ontology annotation, molecular function: phosphatidylinositol transfer activity. The annotation marks the transcript as partial. The record is from RefSeq and is a predicted model, not a curated record.